UUGCCGUGGAAAUCUGUACGUAAAAUCGAUUUUGUGGGGUUUCUAGUAGGGGGCUUGUAUUUGGGUAAUCCCGUUCGAGCAGCUACGUCUGUUCAACAUGGAGGAACUGCGAGCGCUGCUGCGAGACGCCGAAGAGGCCCAGCUCCAGACGUUGCAGACAAUAGCUGACGACUCGUCGCAGGUGUGUCGCCUGAAGGACCCCGUGCUGCUACUACUGGACGUGCUGGGCCAAUGCGAGACGCAGGAGACGCGGGUCGAGACUCUUCAAGUGCUGCGUCGCUUGUUCGCGGUGUGUUCCGUCCACUUCUACGAUGCCCAGGCCUUCUUGGAGGUGCCAGUGGGUGCUGAAAGGGGUCAGGACGUCAUCAAGAGAGGGAAUAUCGUACUUAAAUCGUUAUUAGCUACACUACUGACAAUCAGCGCCCAAAAUGAAGUCGACGAGGAAACAGCCCAAGCGCUGGUGGACAUGGUGCGUUCUCUGUGUCUGCAUUCCAUGAGCUCUACAGAUGUGGUGGCCUUGUUCGAUUUUUUACGACAGGGCCAAUCGCCAGCUCGUCGGUGGAUCUUGAAGAUGCAGAAGAACCUGGUGGAAAUGGAUACUAUUCCUCGUGCCAUAUUCACCAUGAGAGGACCCAAUGCUGGGCUGAUUGUGCCGUCCGACCAGUCAUUAUUCACGAGGAGAGGUUAUUCUUUCAGCUUUGGUAUUCAUCUGGAUACUACUACAAAGGGUGUAGCGCUCUACAGCUUCCGAGGACACAAUGGACAAGGUGUAUCGGCCAUGCUGGAUGGUAAAACGUUGGUAGUAAAGAUGGUUGCAGGACAGGGAGUUGUCCAACAUGUUGAGGUGCCGUUUGCAGACUACGUUGAGAAGAUGGAAAGGGAAUGGGUACAUUUGUGCAUUGUGCACACCAAGAAGAUGGUGUUUAAAGACAAACUGACGGUGUACGUGGACGGUAAGAGUGUGUUUAACGGAAAUCUAGGAUACCCGGAUCCGCUGAUGAUGGUGGACGGACGAAAUACUAUUGGAAUUGAACCUCUAGUGGAUGGUCUGAAAGGAAAAUUGUGGAGCCCCGCACUUUUCGGUGUUGCGCUCUCUGAUACAGAAGUGCAAAAGCUGCAUUGGCUAACCCACUGGAAGAAUGAUUUAAACUCGGCCGCGGCUGAAAAUGCAGGGCUCUCAGAUAAAUCCAAAUUUUGCUUUUGUUAUGACGCGCGGAGCUGCUACUUGAGCAAGCGCAUUUGCUUUGAUGUCAGUGGAAAUGACUGUCACGGAUCGCUGGGUCCUGGAACAAGUGCGUAUGUCACUCAAAGUUUCGUUCAUGCACUGGAUUCCGUGGGUGGCUGUGCCUGUUUUCUUCUGCUUUUACUGGACCAGAUCCCCGAGAUGGCAGACUUCCACCCUACUCACGAAUUCGGAAUGGGCGAAAUCUCGGAUCUUCUAGCAUUUGUCGGUGCGGGACUUCGUCAGAGCACGGUCUGCCGUUCUCACUUCGUUCGUCUGCAUGGCGUGAAGGUGGUGGAGUUUAUUUUACAAACGAUUUCUCCGAGCUAUUUGUCGGUUUCUUUACUGGAUGGCGUGGUUUCUAUCUUAGAAGCCAUUACGGAAUGUUUGGAAAGUGAUGAAGAGAUUGUGGAGUAUAUCUACCGCCUGCUCUUCUUCAACACGAGCUGGUUUCUUUCACCGUUUGAAUCACAAAUGAAGCUUUUGGGUGGAAUUCUUCCAAAAUAUUUGCAAAUUCUUCAAAAAGCGAGCUUAAGAGAACAAGGCCGUUUAUCUGACACCGGAUCGCCUCCGUCCGGAAAGCUUGUGGUAUCACGCGCAGCAUCAUUGUCUGAGUUUUCUCGCUCCCUGGAUGCCAAGGACCAAGUAGACGUGAGCUUUUUCUGCCGCUUAAUCUCUCAGGUAUACACACCAGGCUCUUCAUCGGACAAAGAGGGUAUUGCGAGUGGUCAGAUGGACGCGGCGCAAUUGGCAAAAUUACGCGAGCUAGUUCUUCAUAACUUAAUUGAUCUCCUGCUCUUCCCUCCAGUGCAGGACUCAGCGGCUGAUCAAUGGUGUCAGCUUAUCGCUUACAUUUUUCGACAGUGUGAAGAAAGUUCAUCAAUAAAACGUUCUUGUGAUGCGAACAAUGGGGGCAUCGAAGAGAUCUUACAAUACCUGACGCAAAAUCUGGCGUCGACGGAGCUUCGCAAAGGUGCCUUCGGUCUGCCAUCUCGCCAACUGCAAUUGACAACGAAUAUUUUCAAGCUUUCGAAAGGGACAGUGCGUGUUUUGUGGAGACCAAUGCUGUCAACGAACUACAACGUCCGCUUGGCUGCACUACGGUUGUUCGAGUUAUACACAUCUGAGAAGGUUUUAUUGCACAAAAGCGACAUGCUUAUGCUGUACUCGUCGUUUCAAGCUCACACACUCACUGCCGAUGUCGCUGAUCUUCUGCUGGAUAUUGUUGUUGGACGGAAGCGCCAACCACAAGGCAUCUUAAAGUCUUCGGCGGAGGUGCGUACGGGUAGCUUCGCACGGAUGACUUUUAUUCCGCUCGUGUUGCUGGGUCUGAUUCAUAGCGGAAGUUUCGAUGUUCAAGCUCAAGUUCUCGCGGAAAUUAGGGUCCAACUAGCCUCUCCUACAAUGGGAGACAGCGUAAAAGAAGCGAUUCGGUCGUGGCCAUCAUGGAUGAGUCGGCUACGAUCUCUCACGCUUGGGGCGUCCAUUGCAGCAGCGUCGAACAUGAGUCAUGACAUUGAAACAACACGAGAGAGGAGUUUGACGCAAUCAGAGAAACUCAACGAGGCAUGUGGACUUCUCAGUGCUGAGUCAACCUCUGCUUUCUCAAAGCUUGAAGCAGUCCAAAUAAUUGCGAUCUCAGGGGAUGUGUCAGCCUGUGACUUUGCAUUGAGCUUGAUACAAAACCGCAGCCAAAACGAUAUCGUGAUCAGCGCCAUUGUCGAUAUGGUCAUUCAAAAUUAUCCGCAGCGCUGGUGUGAACUUGUUUGCAAGCUUGCCAACCAGAUGAUUGUGGAUAUCGUUGUCUACUGCAUCCUCCACGUGAAAAAUGGGUGGAUGCACUUCCUCGAGUUUUAUUUCGGCCAUUGUCGAACGCCCUCCGUUCUCUGUAGCUUGACAGCUGUAAUCUGCGAGAAUGUUGUGCGUCAAGCAAACCAAAAACACUCGGUGCCUCAGGCUGAGAUCAUUCGGGAGAAUCUCUGUCAAGUCGCCGCGGUUGUCUCCCUGAGCUCACUGGUGGCUACCAAAAUGAGCGAAAAGCUAAACACUAACGAUGUCAUUCUUUCACCAGGUCAGCAGGCAAUUCUUAGUCGCAAAGCACUUGAGCUUUGGCAGAUCGUACUGCCUCAUUUGAGUCGAAUUAACUGGGAUGGCCUUGUUGCCAACCUGGUCCAAAAUGCUGACUAUGGAUCUGGAGUUACGCCCGAAGAAACAGAAAUAUUUACGUAUCUCGUGGCUUCACGGUCACAAUCAAUGGUCUUGGCUUUGCAGGUGACUACUUGGUAUGUGUCGAUCGCUCAGACCAGCGGUACAAGUGAUGUGGAACUAGUUCAAAAGUUCCAUAGCGUACUCGAAGUGUUAAAACUCAUCGCUUCGCUGCCAGUUGCGACAGCUUCUCACCGGUUUAGUGGGCCUCUGUCACCUUUGUCGGGAUCAUCCUCGCCUGGAGUAAUGUCGCCACCGGGAUCGGGAUCGGCAUUACCCGACAUGGGGCUUUCGCUGCCGCUAUCUGGAAUAGCGGACUCUUCAAAAUUCUUCACUGCGCUGCAGGGACAGGAUGCAGCACCCGACAGAGAAUUGGUUCACUUGUAUACAUUGGACGCCUGCUUCACGAUUUUGGAAGGAUCACUCGAAGGAAGCGACAUUGAGACUGUCCGUUUGCUCGUCAAGAUAAUGGUGGCACUUGCUAAUACGGCGUUACACAUGCGUGAUCCCAGCGCGAAGCCGGAGCUAACGAAAACGCUACAGAUUAUGUCGUCGACGGACUUGGUUUUUUACAGUGACUUAUCUCAAUUUCGCGAGCUGUUCAUGUUGUGGAAGCUUCAUCGUGAAAAUCAUCACAGUUGUUGUGACCCAGCAGUUAUCCAAGGUUUUGUUGAUCAAGAAAACGCCGAUUUCAUUCGACGAUGGCUAUACAUCAUGGAACACCAUACCAUGGAAUUCAAUCCGUACCUCAUUCAGCAGCAUGCCAGCUCCCAAGCGGAAAUGCUAGGGAAUGAACUCCAGCAGUGUGAAAUUGUAUGGAAGGAAAUUGUAGAUGAAGAUGAGGCUGCUGAAGCUGCUCGAGCUAACGAGCAAGAUACGACGAGCGAGUCACGUGUUGUUGAACUGAAACGUAGCACUGAGAAAUUUGCGAGUAGUGUGCACAAACUCCUCGCUCAUUCCAGUCAGGCAAGUAGGGCUUCACAAGUUGUAGAGGGUGAAACCUCUGCAAAUGUGUCCGAGGAGGGCAAGACUCAACUUGCUGGUGAUGGAUUUAUUCUCAAAAUCGAUUCGAGGGAGAACAACUUUCGUAUGCGACUGCGCUUGAAGAAGGUGACUGAAGAUUAUCGCGUUCGAAGUUUAAGUUGCGAGUACGCCGCGUCGUCUCUUACAGAUACAGAAAGUAAAGAGAGUGGAAAAAGAAUAACUCGACGAUUCCGUGGAUCAAUUGAAGGAGGCUUGGCCGAUUUGGAGCAUAGUUGGCGAAGUGAUGCCGGAUCAGAUUACAGUGAUUUCCUCGCCGACGCUCAGUUGCGAGCUGCAAUAAUUCGAUCUCUAUCCAACCCUGAAGAAUAUGAAAGCGCAUAUGGUGGAGUAUCCGAUGACGAUGACCUGGACGCACAAGAAAUGGACUUUUACGAUGCUGAUGACGAUGAAGAUUUAUCUCAACUCUCAAGUGGCUCGCAGCAAAAAGAAAUCGAUGCUGAUAGAAAUUUGGCAAAAGUAUCUCCGUCUGGUCAAGUUGAAGCGCUUGCUGAUGAUACAACGCAUUGUUUAGCAACUCCAAUUGCUAUCCCUGAGUCGGCAGAAGCUUAUUCAUCCCCAUCGCCUGUUGUAAAAGCUUCACCGCCUACUAGUGCGUUUUCGUUGGGUGCGUCUGUGUUGACUGUAGUUGGUGGGGUAGCGGAUUAUUUCCAGAAAUCGGUGAAAGAUGCCAAAGACGCCGUCGAAUACGGUGUGGACUCUCUUUAUACAACGAAGGAUGUAGUGUCAGAAGAAGCACAGGUCUUGAUGCAGGAGGUAUCGACGUAUAUCGAUAGCACUUCAGGGAUGGCUGCGGAGAGCACAACUCCGGACGUUCCGUCAUUGGAACUCACUCCGUCGUCUCUCAAAAUGAUGGAGACCAAGCUAACUUCUGGUAAGGUGGAUGAAAGUACACCGAAUCUGUUUCCAGGGCCGUCGAAUACUAGAAAUGUUCGACAAGGUCAUGAAGGUGGGGCGAAACGUGCAAACACAACGUCGAAAGUUGACUUGCUAGUUAAUACUCAGCUCGUGCGCCAUCUUCACGUUGUGGAAGGCAAACUGAUAUUGUCCAAUUCUUCUCUUCGGUUUAUAGCUGAACGAGUGGUUGACGAACAUGAGACUGUCGUUGUCGAGAAGAAGCCUGGGGUGCCUGUGGAUAAAGCAUGGAGGUUUCUCUUCAAACGUCGUCGAUGGAAGAUUGAUGACAUUGUGGGUAUCUACCGUCGACGAUAUUUGCUGAAGCCGACGGCAUUGGAGUUAUUCAUUCAAUCCACAAGGAAAAACUUCUUUUUUAAUCUGACGUCGGAGGAUGUGGUACUUUUCCACGAGGCGCUUAUGACGCGUAGGCCGCUUUUGCUGAAACGAGACCCGAAUGUUCGAAGACUGCGUCAUCCGAGCAGUUUGUUUCGUAAUUCUCCUAUGAGCACCCGCUGGAUUCAGCACGAAAUCUCCACUUUUGAGUAUAUCAUGUGGCUGAAUACGAUCGCUGGCCGGACUUACAAUGAUCUCACGCAGUAUCCUGUCUUCCCAUGGAUCAUCUCCGACUAUGAGUCGGCAACGCUGGAUCUCAGCCGAAGAGGAGCUUACAGGGACUUAUCCAAGCCAAUGGGGGCGUUAGAACCAAGCCGUCUGAAGUUUUUUGUGGAUCGCUACCAUGCGUUUGAAGACCCAGACAUCCCUAAGUUUAUGCAAGUUUAUUACCCUUUGUUAUUUGUAUUCAUCGGCUUACGUAAUGCUUUUUGAAAUGUAGGUAUGGGACCCACUACUCCAACAUCGGCGCAGUGCUCUACUAUCUCAUCCGAUUGGAACCUUUCACAUCUUACGCACUGAGCAUCCAGGGAGGCAAGUUUGAUCAUGCGGAUCGCUUGUUUCAUUCGGUUGCAGAGACCUGGAAUAACUGCCUCACAGACUACACUGACUUGAAGGAGUUGACUCCUGAAUGGUUUUACCUGCCGGAGUUCUUGGUGAACUGUAAUGGUCUCGAACUGGGGACGCGACAAAACGGUGUGGAUGUUAAUGAUGUUGUGCUCCCUCCUUGGGCACGCUCGCCAGAAGAUUUUGUGGUGAAAAAUCUUGUGGCCCUGGAAAGCGAGUACGUAUCUGCCAACAUUCAUCAUUGGGUCGACUUGGUGUUUGGUUGUAAACAGCGUGGAGCAGCGGCUGUAGAGGCUAACAACGUGUUCUUCUACCUCACUUACGAGGGCAUGGUUGAUGUCGAUUCCAUCACUGACCCGAUUAUCAAGUCGUCAAUGCAGUCUCAAAUUGCUCAUUUCGGACAAACGCCCACCCAAGUGCUUCGGGAACCUCAUCCCAAGCGCUGUUCUCUUGGAGCUGUAACGGGAAAUCCCGCACCCCUGGAGAAAUUGUCACCGCCGUCGUCUGAGCUCAACUGCACAGUGUUAAGCGUCCCUCAUGAGGCCCCCAUUGUACUGGUUAAACUGAUUCCAGGCUCUUCACUCAUUGCCUGUGUUGAUAGCAAUGGCAUGUUCUCUUCUCACCGAUUCGGACCCAAGCUGUCGAAAUCGCAGCAGCCUUCUAGCAAGGCUAAAGGAGUGACGUCUAGUUCGAGUUCUGGUGGCGAUCAAUCGAGCGAAUUCAUCGAGCUUCAAGAUCGCAAGAGCCGAAAAGUGCUUGGCGACAAGCGCUCCGUGUCUAACCAGCUGGAUGUCUCCAACUCAAUCGCUUUUCUUCACGGGGGUAUGGUGAUUUGCACCGUGGGUCAUCAUGACUUUUCUGCUCGUUUCCACUCGACAGCGGACGGCGCGCUACUGUAUCGGUUGUUGCAGCACCAAUCUGUAGUAUCCUGUGUAAGCACUAGCAACUUGGGUACGAUGCUAGCUCUUGGUUGUACCGAUGGCACGAUAUCUGUAUGGAAAGUGGCAAGCAUGAACUCGACAUUGCUGGACUCGUUCAAGAUAUUCCGAGGAUCAAGAGUGAGCUCUAAACCUGUUCACGCCAACGAUUACUCAGCUGACCAAGUGCUGCUGGGACACAAUGCUCAGAUUAACUGCGUGAGUGCAUCUGACGAGUUAGGCGUCUGUGUUAGCGGAUCUGCGUCCAAUGAGUGCUUGGUACACGACCUGGAAGACGGCUCGAUUCUCCAUUCUUACGAUGUACCUGGCCACCUCGAGCCUGGAGUGAUUUCACUUGCUUUAUCCAACGUGGGUCACGUCGUGCUGCAGUCUAUGGGCACUGGGACUCCAAUACUGUAUUCAUUUCACUUGAACGGCACGUUGAUGGGUCAGCUCUCGCUGGGUGACCGUCCCAUGACGUCGUUGAGUGUAUGCGCACGCUACUCGAAGAUGGUUGUAAGCAACAGCACGAAAGCACUGGUGAUGAGUGCGCACACACUUGACGAUCAACGUGUACUACUCGAGCAAGAUACCUAUGGCGAAAUUUCUUCUCAAGGACUGGCACCUGAUGAAAUGCACGCAGUGUUUGGCGUUGGCAGCGGUAAGAUCGUAUGUCUCCCGCUUUUGCCACCGCAAUCGCCACUGCACCGCACGGAAAUAUAGGAGGUAUAUCGAACAUAUAUUGGUUUUUGAAAAUCUAUGGCUCAUUCCUCCAUCUCCACGUCUUGCUGUCCUACCGUC
Molecule: messenger RNA, 8040 nt
Organism: Phytophthora nicotianae INRA-310
Lineage: Eukaryota; Oomycota; Peronosporomycetes; Peronosporales; Peronosporaceae
Exons: 2
Coding region: 98-6190 (2030 amino acids)
Molecular function (GO): protein binding
Source: RefSeq, a predicted model, not a curated record